UUCUUUUGUAUGUCAAAGUGUUAAAUUAAAUAUUGAAUAAAUAAAUAGGAAAAUAUCAAAAAAUGUAAAUCUCCUAGGAAAACAGGGAGGAUAUACAUUAAAUGUCAACUUUUUUAACAUAUUAUAAUUGCUGUGUUAAUCCUAAACUAGAUAAAUCAUGUGGAACCGUGCAAUGUUUAUUUAUCUUGUGCUCCCCCAUAUACAAAAAAUGAAACAUGAAAUGUAAUGAUCUGAAUGUUUAUUAAAUGAAAAAUGAGUAGAUUGCUGUUCAAGUCUUUUAUAUUCAUUUUUAUUAUACAUAUUUGGGCAAGUGAAGAAGAAUGUCCUUAUAAAUGUAUAUGCAAAAGAAGUACUCAAAAAGAUGGAGCAAAUUACUUAAAAAUGAAGUGCGGCGAGGUCGAGAAGGUAUUACAUUUAGAUGAACUGGAACUGUUAAAUAUAGCCAGUGAACUGGUGCAACUAAAUUUGUCCAAUAAUAAUUUACAGUCUUUCUCGCCUAAGGUUCAGUUAAUAGCACUUCAAAAACUGGAUUUGAGUAAAAAUCAAAUAACUGAUCUACAACAACAUCAAUUCGCAGAAGUACCAAAUUUGAGGAGACUGGACAUAUCUAUGAACAAUAUCAGGCAUAUCGACCUAUUAGCUUUCCAUAAUUUGAAACAUCUAGAGAGGUUGAAAAUGAAUCAAAAUCAGAUAACUUCAAUAACAUUUGGAACGUUCACUCCAUUAGAAAAUCUAAAGCAAUUGGACAUAUCGAGCAAUCCAUUGGUCUGUGACUGUGGAUUGCUAUGGCUCUUAGAUUGGAGCCAGAAGUACUCAGUCAAAUUAAUUUCAAAUCCUAAGUGCAAUUCACCGGCGUUAUUUAAAGGUCACCCAUUGCGAAAAUUAAAAAUUGGGGAUGAUAUUCACUGUAAGUCUCCGGCUGGCAAUAACGGUUUGCCGAUAAUCGAACUGAAACCUGACGAAAACCAGGUAGUCUUCGAAGGGGAUGCUUUAACGUUACAAUGCUACGCUCCCAGUAUAACAGAUUCCUAUGAGGAACCUACCCAUUCCAAACUCGACUGGACUUGGCUGGACGUUAACCCAGAAGAGCACUUUCCGGGUCUAGACAUAGAAAACCAAAUUUUACCGAGUGCGGGGCGUAUUGGUAGCACUAUAACUAUUUCCAAGUUGAAAAGAAACCAUACUGGCAUAUGGAACUGUGUGUAUUUCUCAUUGCAGGGUAAUCACUCGAAGGGUAUUGCAGUUGUCGUUAUAUCGGACGAUACAAAAUAUUGCCCGAUGACGGUGACGUCAAACAAUAAAGGUACUUAUAACUGGCCUAGGACUAUCAUUAACUAUACGGUGAUGAUACCUUGUGAGUCGUUAAACUUAAACUAUGAUGUGAACCAUCAGAAAGUGUCUUACGAGUGUUCCAGUAAAGGCGAGUGGGUUAAUUUAAACACUUCCAUGUGUUCCUACAUAUCAGACACAACGAAAAUUUUGGAACAGUUUUCAAAAGUCAACUCCAGUAUAGAAGAGAGCGCAAAGCAUUUUAGAAACUAUACUCUCAACCGUACCAUCUUUAAAGAUGUAAUGGACUUGGUGUAUGCGAUAGAAACUAUAGAGAAUUACAUAAAAUACGCACCUUUGGAACAUAUCGCAACUAUCGGAAGUAUCUUGAUGGACGUUACAAAUAAUUUGAUGGAUCUACCACGAUUUUAUCUACGAGAAGCAGAUUUAGAAUACGGGAGUUGUAGACGGAUGGUAAAUGCUACGGAAACCCUCGCGUCGUUGAGUACUUCCUCAAUCUUGCACAAGAACAACUUGGCACUGGAGAUAUUCCCAGUGAAGAAAGAAGGGUUUCUAGGUAUGAAAUGUACUUGGUACGUGAAUCCCAGUAAUCGAAAGGAUUCCCUUUUCUCCUGUGCUUCGAAUAAUCAGCAAGAUACGCCGAGCUUGAAAGGAAAAAUCACUGAAGCUUCUGUUACUAUACCGGAAAGUCUAUUUCAUCAGUUGCAAGAUGAACAAGAUAUCGUUCUUAAUAGUAAAGUGUACAAUAUUUUAGUCACUAUGCAUUCUACGAGUAAACUAUUUCCUAUAGACGAGAGAAGAAAAGGCAAAGAGGAUGUCACCUCAUGCGUCGUGGGGGCUAAAUUAGUGGAAAUUCCUGUAAAAAACCUCUCAAAUCCUGUUUUCAUAAUGCUGAGAACCCCGUCCACGAUGGCCUAUGAAGUGACGCCCUUUAUACCCGUAUGGUGGGACCCAGACUUGAAUAACGGUACGGGAAGUUGGUCGUCGGAGGGUUGUCAAUUUAGCCACGAACUGCAGGACCACCUGGUGUUCUCGUGCGACAAUUUCGGUUACUACGGGCUGCUGCAAGAUGUCUCUCAGUUCCAGAACAGCCCGACAGGCGCCAAAUUCAAGCUGUCCCAUCCCGCUAUUUAUAUAGGUAGCAUCAUUUUAUUCAUAUCAUUUCUAAUUGUAGUGAUGACAUAUUUGUUGUGCUACACGUCUAUACAAAUGCCGAAAAAAGCGAAGCAUUCUCUCAUAAACACGUGGAUAACGAUAUCGCUUCUGUGUUUCAUGUACGUUUUCGGAAUUUACCAAACUGAAGACGUUAAGGUUUGUCAGGUGGUGGGGAUGACCCUGCAUUAUUUUACGUUGUGUUCGCUUCUGUGGAUGUGCGUCGGCAUCAAUUGCAUGUACAAACGUCUGAGUAAAAAUGAUAUAAUAGGUUUGCAGGAUGACGACUUACCUUCCGAACAACCGGUUCAGAAGCCCAUUUUAGGUUUGUACCUGGUGGGUUGGGGAAUAGGGCUUAUAAUUUGCGGUUUGUCGGCUGCUAUCAAUAUGAACGAGUACGCGUCACCGACUCACUGCUUCCUACGGACAGGCCCAGCUUUAAGUGCUUUGUACGUACCUUUUGCUAUCCUCACGAUAUUUUUGAGCAUAUUUUUCCUGCUUAUAAGAUGUGCGAUAUAUAACCUAGACACUAACGGACAUCUAAGCGAAGGAACACAAGCAACGGAGCAUGUCGACUUAGAUUUAUUAGAGCCGAACUUUCCUAAUGUCGAAACUAGAAGCGUGCGGAGUGUUUCUACGAAAACUGCUUCGACUGAAGUUGAAGAUCCAGAACAUGCGCCAUCCGCACAGCUAAAGGCCUAUGUAAUUUUUUUCUUCAUGUAUAUAACCGCGUGGUUAAGUUGCGCUUUUGCGACUGUACCACCAUUUCAUAUAGUUUCAUACGAAGAGGAUUUGUUCAGCAUAGCGUUUGCUAUCUCAGCUACUACGUUAAGUGCAUUUACGUUGUUUUUCUAUUGCAUAGCUCGGAACGACGUGCGAACCCAGUGGGUCGCUUUGACGAAAAGGAUGAAGCAGAAACGUAGCUGCUUUCGUACGAGGAACGUGUCAGAUACGCCGCCUCCUAUACCACAAAUUCAAAUACAGCCACUGCCGUUGCCACCCGUUUGUAACUUGGAGAGUCAAAUUAUUUCUAGGUCUACGAGUAGGAGUUCCAGUCACACGAAAUCGAAUUCUCAUACUAGUAAUAUUUUAAAAGGUGCAGUGGAUUUGAACGGCAGUUUCAACGAUCACCAGGGGGCCAAGAUCAACAACGUUAAUUUAGUUAUACUGCAUAGGGCGCAGUACAGGUCUAAUAUUAUCCCGAAUAUUAUAGAGAAUCCUACAAAUGCCGCGGAAGUCUUUUACAACCCUCAUCAAAGCACAGUCGCGAGGAAAUUCUUUAAACGACAGAAGAGGAACAUGAUGAAGAAGAAUAAUUUAGCAAAACCGCCAAGAGAUAUCAAUAGCGAUACCGCUUCAGUGUUCUCCGAACCGAAGGUGAAGAUCAAGAAUAGCAACGAACAGAAUAUCUUUGGCACAAACUCUAAAGUGAACAACACGAAUAUCCAUGUAGAACAUACGCGAAAGAUUCAACAGAAAAACCCGAAUAUAUUUUCCGAUAGUGCUGAAGAUUUCGACACUGUAUCCAACGUCCCUGUGGAAAAUAUCGUAAUGAACGCGGAGAGGUUGCGCAAAAAAGAACUAUCAAGACACAAAAACAAGAAAAGGCACAAUAACGUCACUAAGUCGCAUUCGGAAAAAACCGACAACAAUAUGAGAUCGGUAUCGCAGCAGUGCACUUUAGACUACAGUUCCGAGACCGUUUCUGAUUCCAUUUUGGAUAAAACGAGCCCCGACAAGAACUUGCUGCCGAAUCAAGAAAGUUUUAUGACGGGUGCCAGCGAAGUUCUGCCUUGUAUUCGCCGUGAGAACAGCCCUUUAAGUCUUUUUACGGUGAACGACCCAACUUAUUGUCAAAUCAAUGAAUUACCCAGCGACAGUACGAUACACAAUGAAUUUUACUUGAAGCCAGGCAAAGAUACGUGUCAUCGAAAAGGGGGGAAACUUAAAGCCGAACCCUCCGAUCUCAGUUUUAGCUUAAUAACUUCGUCUUUUUGUGGCGCUUCCACCCCUAGGAUGUACAUUAACCCCUCGCAUGACUUGAGAUUGGGUAAGGGUGAUGGGCAAAGCAGGACAAGUAGUAUUUCGGUCAGCGAUCUGGACGAACUAUACCAGCAGAUUAGGAGAGGACCCCAGCCUAAGAGGUCUCGAAACUUGUACGGUACGACUCACGCCAGUCCUUGCCUUUCGGAUUCCGAAAUUAACUCGUAUGUUAGUGAUAUUAGACAACGACGUAGGGCCUCGCAUAGUCACAACUUUGACCAUUUGAGCGAUGAUGUAGAAACGACCGUUUAGUGAUAUUUUUCCAAGGAUCUGACCCUCAGAGUUGCAUUAGAAUGGUUGCAGCUUCAAAUAUAAUUUAUUGAGUAUUUUAAAGAAAUGCCGAAUUGUAAAUAUUAGAUAUUUUAUGACCCUUGACGUUCUUUUUUAUAGACAUUAUUUAGACCAAGACUAAAAAUCUGUCUCGAAUAAUUUAUUUAUGUCCUAUUUUUAUAUCUUGUCAAAAAUUUGUUACAAUUCUCUUCAAAAAAUUGUUACAAUUUUCACGAAAAGAAAAAAAAAUGUUACAAUUAUGAAAAAAAAUUGUUACGUUCACGAUAAAUGCUUCAUCAAAUAAUCAGAUUUUUUUGACAAAGGCCGGGAUAUCCAAUACUGAAAUUUAAUGUAUUUUAAGAUUAAAGGCAAGGAUAAAUAUUCUCUUAAAGAGGAAAAGGGUAUACAAUACAAUAAGAGACUAUUUGGGUGACAAAGAAAAAUUAUCUGAUAGUUGUAUGUUUUGAUAUUAAAAAUAAUAUUAAAUAUACUGGCUGUCCCAUUUUAAUUGAUACACUUAAAUAUCUCGUCAGAGAAGCAACCAAUCGAAAAAUGGCCUAAAGUAAAUGUUGUUCAGUUCACUAAGGAAACUAGAUGCUUACUUAGGAUUUGACCUUGACCUCAAUUGAUGGUCAACUUCGGAAUUUUAAAUGGGACCCUCUAUUUUUAACCUUGGAAAUGGAUUCAGCGGAAACUUUUACAUCCGGAUGUGAUUACUUUGACCUUGAGGCAAGGUCAAGGUCACAGUGUCACCCAUGAAGCAGCCUCGGAAUAAGAUGUUGGCCUCCAGAAUCGAUGGGAUUUACAUCAAGGUACUUAAUCACAACCUUCAAUUUGUCCUUGACCUUCACUUUGUCAAGGUCAUUUGAAGGUCGACUACAAUAAAAUCGACCAUCACCUAUACUGAUGUUCCGAAAGAUGUUGAAUUUGAAGGUUCACUUUGUUUUCUUUUCUGCCAGGCCGUGUAUUACUUAGAUCAGAUCCUUGGAAAAAGGUAAAUUUGUAUCCAAGUACGCUGCAAAGUAAGGGAUCAAAUAAAAAGGUCAUUUGAAGAUCAGGUGAAGAUUUAAGUCUAGAAUAUUAACGUAAUGACAACAUAAUUCAAUAGCUCACAAAUAGUAGUUUUUUAUAUUUUCUCAAUUUUUCACCGUCAGUCAGUUUUAUUUUGUAAUGUACUCAGAUAUAUCUUUCAAUUUUCAAGUGAAGUUAUAUCUUCAUUGAGUAACAAGAUAUUUUUAUCAUUCUCCCCUCACUUGUUCGUAGCAUUAUUUUUUCCUACAAUUGUUAUAGUCGACUUUCAAAUGACCUUGAUAAAGUGGAGAUCAAGGACGAAUCGAAGGUCGUGAUUAAGUAGAGAUAUUCACGUGUAUCAAUUAAAAUGAGACACAUGUAUAUGCAAAGAAUUGCCAAUUUUAAUUUUAGACAACCCUCAUUUAUCAAUUUACUGAGUUUAUCUUUGUAAAAAUUAUCGCUUAGGUAUUAAGGGUUGAGAUUAUAAGGUACAAAUUUGAUACUCGUAUUUUAAAAACAUAGCAUCGAGAUAUUUAUUGAAUUUUAGAUUAUAUAUUUUCAUGUGCCUAUGUAUUAUAAUUUAUGAUAUUUUAAGUAGUAAAGAUGAAUUUAAAUUAAGUUAUUGCUACAAUUGUCUCUCUAUUAAGUAAUUAAACAUUAUAAGGUGAUUCGUAAAGAAUUGACACAGGGCAAGUGCAUAUAGAGAACACAAUUUACCUCUAUCCCGCGUUAUUUUGUUUAGCUGUUAGAUGAUCUUGAAUGAAUAUUUUUAGUUUUUUUUUUCAAAUAACCUAAUUUUUUUGGCUGGUGGCCUUACAACGUUUUUUUUUUAACAUAUUAGCAUGAAUCCUACACGAUUUUUCUCUCAUAAAUUUUUUGUAUUAACAGUUCAUUUAAUUAUUUCAUUAAUCAUCUCUAAGGUAUGACAUUUUUAGUUCGUAGGUAGGUAGUAUCCGGUUACGUCGCAGCGUAACAGAUGUAUGUUUUUCGUUCUUUCUUUAGCAAAGAAAUUUUUUCUGUGCCUUAAGAAGUAAAUACAUAGCUAUGUCGAAAUUAAGUACUAACAAACAAGUGUUUCUGCACGUAUUACAUCUUGUCGUAGAAACAAUUGGUUGGUGUUACCCAAGUGUAGAUGAAUUAAUAGCACAGACCAAGGCAGUGUUUCUCAAAUCCUCGAAACGUAUUCGUCAAUUCCACCAACAGUGUCCUGGCAUUCCAGAACAUCCACAACCCAUUUCAAAAAAUAAAAUCCGUAAUUUUACAAUUUGACGCGAAAGAAUUCGCUGUUAUUCAGAAGAGCUAAAUAAAAUUUUAAGAUAGUCGAGUUGAAGCACAAUUGGAAAAUAUUUACAACAAUUACAUUCCAAUUGCGGAUGCUAUAAAAAAAACUGCAUUAUCGUCAGAUGAAUCACUGCAAAUAGUAGGACAUACAAACAGUGAUAUAUGCAGUGGCGGCCUGUGGGUUUGACUACAGGAGGGGUGCAUUUUGAAGAGAGAAUGUAUAUGAGGUGUGGGGCGAAAAAUUUUGAGGAAUUUCAAGGUUAUUGUGUUUUGCAAGUAAAUACCCCAAAAUGAAUACUGUCAGUGUGUAGGUGGUAAACAUGGGCAUCACUAAGAUAACCUAAACGGGGAUCAAUUUUUGCACUAUAGUCUAUCAGUUCUAAAAAUACCCCUUUGUUUACCGAGUCACUUUUUUCAUUAUGUCCACGAAGAGGAAGGUUACAUGUACCACAUAGUUUUAAGAUAUCUAUAAUUUUUUAAAGAAGCAAUCGAUUUUUCUUAACUGUAUCGUUAUGACUAAGUAUUUAUUUGUUCUGCAUCAAGAUGCAAUAUUUAUUCUUCCUAAGUAAAAAACUCUCCAAGUUAUUUUUGUGUUUAGGAUCAUUUUCAUGUUUUUUAAUUUUGUCCGGUAAAUGUUUCAAGU
Anoplophora glabripennis (Asian longhorned beetle) is the source of this 7690-nucleotide messenger RNA. Its product is annotated as adhesion G protein-coupled receptor A3. The record is from RefSeq and is a predicted model, not a curated record. Bases 253 to 4737 code for a protein of 1494 amino acids. The transcript is spliced from 6 exons. Gene Ontology annotation, cellular component: plasma membrane. Gene Ontology annotation, molecular function: protein binding; G protein-coupled receptor activity. Lineage: Eukaryota; Metazoa; Arthropoda; Insecta; Coleoptera; Cerambycidae. Gene Ontology annotation, biological process: G protein-coupled receptor signaling pathway; cell surface receptor signaling pathway.